CGGACCUGCCGGGCGCUCCCGGCACCUCUCGGCAAACUUUUCCCCGGCCCACGUGCUAGCGAGGCGCCUCGCUUCCCCUGCCCGGGAUGGAGCGCCGCGCCUAGGCUCGCCGCACGGUCCGAGACGUUCAAGGUUUGAGAGAUGCUGGCCGCUCCGAACUGACCAGUGCGGGAGCUCCCCCCCCCCCCGCCCCGGGCUAGUGGCCACUCGCCCUCGGCGUCUCUCCUGGCAGCGCGGUGGGCGCCGGCUCCUCGCAGGAGCUAUCCGGUUCCCCGACUUUGAGAGGCGCCUCUCCCCCGCCCGACCGCCCAGAUGCAGUUUCGCCUCUUCUCCUUUGCCCUCAUCAUCCUGAAUUGUAUGGAUUACAGCCACUGCCAAGGCAAUCGAUGGAGACGCAGUAAACGAGCUAGUUAUGUAUCAAAUCCCAUUUGCAAGGGUUGUUUGUCUUGUUCAAAGGACAAUGGGUGCAGCCGAUGUCAACAGAAGUUGUUCUUCUUUCUUCGGAGAGAAGGCAUGCGCCAGUAUGGAGAGUGCCUGCAUUCCUGUCCAUCCGGGUACUAUGGACACCGAGCCCCAGAUAUGAACAGAUGUGCAAGAUGCAGAAUAGAAAACUGUGAUUCUUGCUUUAGCAAAGACUUUUGUACCAAGUGCAAAGUUGGCUUUUAUUUGCAUAGAGGCCGCUGCUUUGAUGAAUGUCCAGAUGGUUUUGCACCAUUAGAUGAAUCCAUGGAAUGUGUGGAAGGAUGUGAAGUUGGUCAUUGGAGUGAAUGGGGAACUUGUAGCAGAAAUAAUCGCACAUGUGGAUUUAAAUGGGGUCUGGAAACCAGAACACGGCAAAUUGUUAAAAAGCCAGCAAAGGAUACGAUACCGUGUCCAACCAUUGCCGAAUCCAGGAGGUGUAAGAUGGCCCUGAGGCAUUGUCCAGGAGGAAAGAGAACCCCAAAGGCAAAGGAGAAGAAGAACAAGAAAAAGAAGAGGAAGCUGAUAGAAAGAGCCCAGGAGCAACACAGUGUCUUCCUAGCUACAGACAGGGCUAACCAGUAAAAUAAAAGACACGUAGGGUAGAUUUUGGGGGAGGGGGUCGUUUUUGCAAAAGUGCACAAAACUCCUCUCCACUCGUGGACCCUGGCAUGCAGCUUUUGCGCUGCUUUGACCAGUAUCUGUUCCCAGUAAUGUUGUGAACGGAGGAGCCACGAGCGUGGUCUCUGUUAUUUAUGCUUUGAUUUGCAUCUGGAGACUGUGAAGGCAGGAGCUCCCGACCUGAAUCACCGGAAGCAGGAGUUAGGCGUCCAGCGCGUGCCUCAGCUCCACGUGCACUGAGAGAUCGUGGCACCACGAAGGGGCAAGACCUGUGAGGCCACGGGCCACCCCUGGAGCCCAGACUUGUGCAUAUUUAUGGGAAAGAAGACCCUCAGCUGGCAAAGAGCUAUUUCACUGGUGACCUUGAUUUCUCACGUUGUGCGUUCGCAAGUAUAACUGUGUGCGGAGAUCUGCUUAGAGCUGGGGUGGGGGGCGUGGGGGGUGUUCCAGGAGUUCCUGCUCAGCUUCACAGCAGCUCCAACUUGUACAUAACUCUGUGGGGCUACAUAGGAACCUCUUCCUUACUGUAUAUUUAUGCUUUC
Messenger RNA from Enhydra lutris kenyoni (northern sea otter), 1622 nucleotides. RefSeq names its product R-spondin 2. The record is from RefSeq and is a predicted model, not a curated record. The transcript has 6 exons. Bases 313 to 1044 code for a protein of 243 amino acids. Lineage: Eukaryota; Metazoa; Chordata; Mammalia; Carnivora; Mustelidae.